Messenger RNA from Arabidopsis arenosa, 2719 nucleotides. The record is from the annotation of a GenBank genome assembly. Lineage: Eukaryota; Viridiplantae; Streptophyta; Magnoliopsida; Brassicales; Brassicaceae.
AUAGUUUCAGUUUCCGAACUUCACUCUCUCUUGUCGGAUUCUGUGUCUCUUCUUUGAUGAUUCAUCAGAUCUCUGUUUGAAGUAUUCAAUUUCUCUCUCUUCUGUUUUAUCUUCACCGGAGAUCCAAUCGUCGGAGAAAUGGGAGGAUUAUUGCAUCUCUUCGAUUUCCACAACAACAGUUUCUCCCGGAAAGUUUUCUCUCAUCACAAAAGCCGCGACGAUGAUCUGGAAGCUCCAAGAAAUAGUUUUGAGCUUCAAGUCGAUAACUUUCAGACAUACCAUAACGAGAAAGAUAAACCGCAGAGUAAUGGAUUUGAGGAGGAGGAAUGGUACGAGAGAAGUUGUUACCCAAUUGAGGAAUCAAUGAAGAAGAAGAUAAUCGAAGAGCUUUCGAAACGGUCCAACGAUAAACAGAACACGCCGAGUCUUGUAGCUAAGUUGAUGGGAAUGGAUGCACUUCCUUUGGAGUCUGCUAAGUCAUCGUCUUGGAUCUAUCCUCGACAGACUAAAGUGAAUCGAUAUGAUGAUGAGAAAGGAGGAGGAGGAAGAAAAAGUAGAAAAGGGAGGUUAUCUUCAUCGGUGAUUGCAUUGGAUGUAAUGGAGACACCAAUGCGUAGAGAACAUCCUCAAGAAGAGGAGCUUCAAAGAUUUAGAAGAGAGUUUGAAGCUUGGCAAGCUGAUAAAAGGUUUAAAGAUUGUUCAAGAAUCGUUGAUUCGGGCUGCGUGGUGGCUCGGGAUGAGAAAGAGAGGCUUUUCACAAGAACUAGGAGCUUUGGUAGGGAUUUUAGUUUGAAAUCUGAUAGAACUGCUCCAACUAGGAUUGUGGUUCUGAGACCUGGUCUUCAGAGAGCGUAUGAUUACGAAGAUUCGUUGACUACUUCUUCAGGGACUACUAUGGAAGGAAGCAGAGGAAGUAGCAUAGAAGAGUUUCUUGAAGAAGUUAAAGAGAGGUUAAAAGGUGAGCUUCAAGGAAAAGCAGCUCUCAAGAGAAGUUCAUCAGUGAGAGGAAGCGGAAUCGAGACUCCUUUCAGCGAAAGACCUUCUCCGAGGUCUGAAUCGAUGAGAUCAUAUGCAGUGAGUGAGGUUCAGUGCAAUGCACCAGACUCUCCUACUGAGUUUAUAAGUAGAGAUACUAGAAAACUUUUGGCAGAGAGAUUGAAGAAUGUUUUGAGAAAAGAGAUGACUCCUUCAGAUGAUUCUGUGGUCAAAUGUAGUAGCCGUUUGCGACCUACUGUGUCGGAUGCAGCGAAACAAGCUGAGGAAAUCAAUCAAGAAGACUCGAGAAUAAAUGGAGAUGUUUCUAAGAAAGAUUCUUUAUCACCAAGAAAUCUCAAAAGAUCGCUAUCUGCUCCUGUUUCAGGAACAUCAUUUGGUAAGCUUUUGUUAGAGGACCGGCAUGUUUUGACAGGCGCGCAGAUCAUGAGAAAGCACGAGGCUACGAUAACAGAGCGAGAAGAAACAGAAUCAGAAACAGAACCAGUUGUUGUGGAUCCAAUCAGGAGGAAAGAAAGAUUCAACCUCAGGAAGAAAGUUUCUAGCUUUAGAUCAACUCUUAGAGGAAGAAUCUUUGGUAAGAAGAUACGUUCAAUGAUUGAAUCAAACAGUUUCGAGGAUGAAUCAAUCAAAGAUUUCGUGACGGGAUCGAAGUUUAACAACUUUUACGAUCGAAAUGAGAAUUCAACAGAAGUGCCUCCAAGCCCUGCAUCAGUCUGUAGCAGUACACCAGAAGAGUUCUGGAGGAAUGUCGAUUAUCUCAGCCAGGUUUCGACACCCGAUGUGACUGUAUCGGAUGAGAAUGGUAUGCCUCAAGUCUUCAGAGACAUCAGUUCCAAUCUAAGUGAACUAAGAAGACAAAUAAAUGAGCUUGAAUCCGAUGUACAAGUGCGAACGCCUGUGGAAGAAGAAACGAUUCAAGAGAUUGAGACCAUAGUUGAUUUAGGAAAUCCAGACAAAGUAUUUGUGAGAGAUCUUCUUGUGGCUUCUGGUUUGUAUGAAGGGACAUCAGAUAUAUCAUUGUCUAGAUGGGAUCCAUUAGCAAAGCCAAUAAAAAAGUCUGUUCUUGAAGAAACAAAAGACAAUCUCAAGAAAAGAAGCAAUCAGAAUCAAGAAGAUGAAGAUACCGGAGAGACUACUAUAAGUGAAGAAAAUCACAACAUAUUGUUUGAUCUUCUGAAUGAAGUACUUACGGUGGUGCUUGGACCAUUGACAAAGUCAGGUUUCAAGAACAAACUUUUGAGUUCAUCCGUGUCUGAAUCGACGACUAUACGAGGUAAAUAUCUGUUGGAAUCAACAUGGAGGAUCAUGUCGGAGUAUUUAUAUUCUCAACCAGAGAAACCUUUUUGUUCAUUGGAUGGGAUCAUUGGUUGGGACAUGGAUAGGUUUCCAUGGAGUGGUUUGAUUAGUGAAGAAGUUAAUGUGUUGGGGAAAGAAGUUGAAGGUAUGAUCAUGGCAGAUCUUGUUGAGGAGCUUGUUAAGGAUCUAAGAAGACAAAUAUGCUAAGAACUUAAGAUGUUGAAGCAGAUCUGAUUGGUUUUGUUUUGGUGAAUAUGAAUGGUUUUUGGUGUGUUUCUGUAAAUAGGGCUUUUUUUAAUGGGGUGUUUUUCUUGAAGAAGGGAGUUUUCAUGGUAACUGUAAAUGUUUUCUUACAGUACAAGGAAGCUAGAUUCUUCUGAUUGCUACAUAAUUACUACUUUACUAAUACUAAAAAGAGUUUCUAAAU